AUGGAGACCUUCCCCGCGGUGGAGCUGGAGCCGCCGCCGCCGCAGCGGCACCUGCCGCCCGGGCAGCGCCUGCCGGGCGGGCGCUACGGCGCGCGCAGCGCCCGCGGCAACGUGUUCAACUCGUGGAACGACUACCUGGGGCUGGCCACGCUCAUCACCAAGGCCGUGGCGCCCGGCGCGGGGCCGCGCCCCGCCGCGCUGGAGGACGACGAGGAGCUGGAGGAGGAGGAGGAGGAGGACGAGGAGGAAGAGGCGGCGGGGCGGCUGCUGGAGGGCGCGCUGGACCUGCGCGCGCUGCAGCUCUGCGGGCGGCCGGAGCGCGGCGGCGCCUGGGGCGGCCUCGUGGUGUCGGCGGGGCGGCCGCCGGCGCUCGGCGGCGGCGCGGGCGGCGGCGCGCGGCUGCGCAAGGCCGGGCUGCCGGGCUGCGUGUUCUGCCGCAACACGCGCGAGGCGGGCGCGCUGCCGGGCGCGCACAGCCUGCGCGGCGCCGACGGGCGCGUGCUGUGCCCCGUGCUGCGCCGCUACACGUGCCCGCUGUGCGGCGCCAGCGGCGACUACGCGCACACCGUCAAGUACUGCCCGCGCGCGCCGCGCCGCCGGCCGCGCUAG
Nothoprocta perdicaria is the source of this 609-nucleotide messenger RNA. RefSeq names its product nanos C2HC-type zinc finger 1 (gene NANOS1). The coding region runs from base 1 to 609 and encodes 202 amino acids. Lineage: Eukaryota; Metazoa; Chordata; Aves; Tinamiformes; Tinamidae. The record is from RefSeq and is a predicted model, not a curated record. The transcript has a single exon. Gene Ontology annotation, cellular component: perinuclear region of cytoplasm. Gene Ontology annotation, molecular function: mRNA binding; zinc ion binding. Gene Ontology annotation, biological process: negative regulation of translation; oogenesis.